AUGGCCGCUGCGGCCGGGGACGGCGCGGUGAAGCCGCUGCAGUGUGCCAUGAAGCUGGCCAACGGGGCCAUCGAGCUGGAUACCGGCAACCGGCCCCGGGAGGCAUAUACGGAAUACCUGAGGAGCAUCCACUAUAUCUCCCAGGUGCUGUUGGAAGAAGUGGAGACAACCAAAGAAGGUGGGGAAACUGUGGCCCCGGACACCUCAAAGAUGCUGAAGCUGGCCGAGCAGUGUCUGGAGAGGGCCCAGUCAACAGCUGCCAAGCUCGGGAAAACAUACCUGAAGCCAGCCAUGCCCACGGCUGCUCCUGUCCCCUCACCGACCAGCCGACAUCGCCGGGUGUACUCAGAUGAAGGGGGGAAACUCUCUCCCUUUCUGCCGCCCGAGAUCUUCCAGAAGCUUCAAGUGGUAGAGUCACAAAGUUCUAAGAAGGAGCUGACGCCCCUGCAGGAAGCCUCUCUGCAGAACCAGAAGCUGAAGGCCGCCUACGAGGCCCGGAUGGCCCGUCUGGACCCCAGCCAGGCCCUGCAGAAGACCUCCCUGACCCUGUCCCUGCAGCGGCAGGUGAUGGAGAACCUUGUGAUCGCCAAAGCCCGGGAGGAGACCGUAUCCUUUCUGUCCUUCCCUGGUGUCCUGGCUGAAGGAGGCGGGGAGGGGGGAAGUGAAGGUGCCAGGGUCGGAGUGACAGACACAGCCUUGACCCUGCUGGCACAGCUGCGGAGGAAGAGGGAGGAGCGCCGGCUGCGGCUCCAGGAGGCGGCCGACAGCCCUCGGCCCCCGGACGGCACCCACGGCAGCCCCCCCACGCCCCCGCCGCACGCCGGCCCCCCCGAGGGAGGGGCGGACGGCGGCCCCGCCGGGCCUGCCUCCCCCCUGGCACACACCCCGCCGGGCGUGCAGAGCAGACACGGCUCCUUCGAGGACCUCGAACACUUCUUGGCCACUUCUGAGGGGUGGGGCCGGGGGCGUGGGAGGCCGCCCGAGCCCCAGGCCUCGGGGGUGAAGACGGAGCCGUUGUCGGAGCAGCUGAAGAGUACCGUCAAGGACAUACACAACGCCAUCGACAGGCUGCUUUCGCUGACUCUCCUGGCUUUCGAAGGCCUGAAUGCGGCCGCCUCCAAGGACCGAUGCCUGGCCUGCAUCGAGGAGCCUUUCUUCUCCCCACUGUGGCCCUUGCUGCUGGCACUCUACAGGAGCGUGCACCGCCUCCGGGAGGCCGCCCUGAGCAGGAGCAUGGAGCUCUACAGGAACGCGCCCCCGACGGCCAUAGGCGUUCCCACGAAGCUCCUGCCCCGGGGCCUGGAGGCCACAGGAGCCGGUGCCUUCCCCUACUGUGCUGCAGCCCAGGAGCUGGGGUUGCUGGUUCUGGAGAGCUGUCCCCAGAAGAAGCUGGAGUGCAUCGUGCGGGUCCUGCGGGUUAUCUGUGCCUGUGCCGAGGGUUACUGCCGGGCCCAGGAGGCUGCGUCUGAGGCCAGACCCCAGCUUGGUGCCGCAGCCAUAGACUGCCGCCCGUGGGCCCCUUGGGCCCGGGUGUUGUGUGUCCUGCAGGGCCUCCCUUGGCACCUUUUCAGCUCCCUUAGAUGCCUCUUCCGGAGGAUCGCCGCGCCUGGCUCCGAUCCCAGCGGUGCCGACGACCUGCUGCCCAUCUUGUCCUUCGUGGUGCUGAGAAGCGGUCUCCCCCAGCUGGUGUCAGAAUGCGCAGCCCUGGAGGAGUUCAUCCAUGAGGGGUACCUGAUCGGAGAGGAGGGUUACUGCCUGACGUCACUACAGAGCGCCCUGAGCUACGUGGAGCUGCUGCCCCGGGGUGCCCUGGGCAAGUAG
Molecule: messenger RNA, 1821 nt
Organism: Puma concolor (puma)
Lineage: Eukaryota; Metazoa; Chordata; Mammalia; Carnivora; Felidae
Source: RefSeq, a predicted model, not a curated record